CUCUCCCUUACCUAUACCCACAAGCAUGACAUAAUUCAGCCAUGGAUCCCUUGGCCCAAAGGAAUAUCAUCAUCGUCGGGGGCGGUAUCAUUGGCACCACCACGGCCUACUUCCUCUCCCGCCAUCCCAAGUUUAAUCCGGCCCUACAUCGCAUCACCAUCCUCGAGGCCACAUCCAUCGCUGCCGGUGCUUCGGGGAAAGCAGGUGGUCUCCUCGCCCUCUGGGCCUACCCAUCCUGCCUCGUGCCGCUUUCCUACCGUCUGCAUGCUGAGUUGGCCCAAGAACACGGCGGUGCCACUCGCUGGGGUUACCGUAAGGUGAACUGCGGAAGCAUCGACGUUACCGUCACGCGCGAGUCGCUACAAGCUCAGCAGCAACUGGCUCAUGCCACCUCUUCUACCUCCAUGGCCUCCUCUUCGACCACCACCGGCGCAACACCCAAUGUCGCUCCAGGGACCUCGGAGGAAGAGAAAGACUGGGAGAAGUUACCUAAACAAGACGCAGCAGCCGAGCAUCUCCUGACCGACUCUGUCCUCCCCCAUGACCUGGACUGGGUAAACCGCGCCGUGGUGGACGCCUACCAAGACAUGGGCGCGCCCGGCACCACCGAGACGGCCCAAGUCCACCCCUUCCACUUCACCACCUCCAUGGCCGCGCUAGCCCAGGAGCGCGGUGUCCAGAUCCUGACCCGCGCCAAGGUGACCAAGAUCAACUCGUCCCCGUCGGGGGUCCGGAGCGUAGAGUACCUCAACCGCGACGACGACGACGACAACGACGACGACGACAACAACGACGACGACGACAACAACGACGACGGCAGUCACGGCGCCCACAUCACCAUCCCCGACGUGACCGACGUAAUAGUCACCGCAGGGCCCUGGACCGGCCGCGUCCUCCCCAAAUCCAAAGUCGAGGGCCUCCGCGCCCACAGCGUGGUCUACGAAGCCGACGUCUCCCCCCACGCCGUCUUCACCCGCGUGCUCCUCCCCGACGGCUACGUCCCUCCCCACCGCGCCUCCCGCGGCCGCCAGCAGCGGCGCAAGCACAAGCACAGCAGCCGCUUCGUCGACCCGGAGAUCUACGCCCGCCCCUUCCGCGAGGUCUACGCCUGCGGCGAACCCGACCGCGCCGCCCCGCUCCCGGACACGGCGGAUCGGGUCCGCGUCGACGAUGGCGCCUGCGACGACCUCCUUGCCUAUAUUGCCACGUUUUCCCCCGCGCUCGCUGCUGCCCCGGUCAAGGCCCGUCAGGCUUGUUACCUCCCGCAACGCGAGGGGGGCCCGCUUAUCGGCGCUACGUCUGUCCCUGGCCUUUGGGUCGCUGCUGGGCAUACUUGCUGGGGUAUCCAGAACGGGCCUGCGACGGGCAAGCUCAUGUCUGAGUUUGUUUUUGAUGGCAGGGCUGUCAGUUCGGAUAUUUCCGAGUUGGAUCCGAGGCGGUAUAGCAGGGUCUGAUGGUCUGAUGGUCUGAUGGGGUGGCAUAGGGUGAGGAGGGUGGGAGGGCUCGUUUGGUUUCAAAAGCGAUUGAAUUGUAGACUUUCUUCCAUGUAUCAUUAGAGGGUGCAAAGCAAAGCUGGAAUGCCGGUGUUUGUCUAGACCGGCUUUGUGCGUACGUACGCAUUACCGUUAUGACGAAGAAUGGGUGAGUUUGGGGACCAUGGAGCUUUGAAAUGAUGACCAUCUGUUUCUCGAGUUUUGGCCAUAUCUGUCUCUAUACUCGACUGAUGGGAAUGUUUGGCAUCACACUUACGACAUGAACAUGAGAAAUUAACCAGGUGAACUGGAUUCUCAAAAGAACGCAAAAGGAGAAGAGGUCAAGAUGUCAAGAUGCACGAGUAUGCUCACUGGUAUGGUGUGGGACAU
Messenger RNA from Sodiomyces alkalinus F11, 1862 nucleotides. Its product is annotated as FAD dependent oxidoreductase. Gene Ontology annotation, biological process: retrograde transport, endosome to Golgi. Gene Ontology annotation, cellular component: late endosome; cytoplasm. The transcript has 2 exons. Lineage: Eukaryota; Fungi; Ascomycota; Sordariomycetes; Glomerellales; Plectosphaerellaceae. The record is from RefSeq and is a predicted model, not a curated record. Gene Ontology annotation, molecular function: oxidoreductase activity. Bases 42 to 1454 code for a protein of 470 amino acids.